AUGGCGACCGAUGAGCCUUCUCUCGCCCGCUGGAGCUUUCUGUUUGGGAGGAAGAAACUUCCUGAAGAGUCCCAAGAAUCAAACCCAGAAGAUGGAUCAUCCAGCAACAAGGAAGAAGGUUCCCAAGUCGUCACCAAUUCAGCUCAGGAGGGUAACACUGGCUUGGCCAAUGGGAUCCGUGAGAAGUCGAAAAAGUCAAUGUUCCCACCUUUUGAAUCUGCAGAAACUCGUGCUCUCGCUGAGAGUCUGAGUAGGCAAAUCAUCUUAUGUACUUCUUGUAAUUUUUUUUUGUCAUUAAUUGGUUUGUGUGACAUCAUCCGUGGGAAUCCAAAUGUGAAGUGGGAAAGCAUCAAGGGUUUAGAGAAUGCCAAAAGGUUGCUUAAAGAAGCUGUGGUUAUUCAUAUCGAAUAUCCUUCUCUGCCUUCUUUAUAUGCAGCUCACAUAAAAAAGCGAACGGGAAGAGUUGUUCUUUUGAACUAUAUUGGAGGUCAUCAGUUUAAGAAUUGUUCUAUUGCUAGCGCUUGUUGGAGCUCUCAGCUUACUAGAGAGUGUUUGGUGUUGUUAGAGAACAGCAAUGUCUUUGUUGGAGUCUCAGAGUCUGAAUAUAGAUGGAACACAGAUGAAACUGAAGCGUUUGUUGCGUUUGCUAAGGUUUAUUCUUGCUUUUAA
Messenger RNA from Eruca vesicaria subsp. sativa (arugula), 669 nucleotides. The record is from the annotation of a GenBank genome assembly. Lineage: Eukaryota; Viridiplantae; Streptophyta; Magnoliopsida; Brassicales; Brassicaceae.